UGUUGUGGAUUUGUGCCUUUCUAACACAGUUAGAUGAAUCUAUGUGUGAAGAAUGCAAAACAGUGAAAAAGUGAAUUUCUCAAAAAAAUGGACUAAUGCCCUUUUAACAAAUCGCGAUUCAUAUAUCCAUGACUGACAAUAAUAGUUGUUCUGAAUGUCAAGUAUUGGAGACAUGUAAUGGUAUGUAGGAUUUCCUUUGGGUAUUGAUUAUACAGUUGGUUUGACUUUUUCAGUGUAUCCACACAUAAAAUAUUGCAGUAAAACUUCCAGAUAUGAAACUACUGAACUCUAAGACCUAGAGCACUGGCAGCUUGAAAUUGAGCUAAAGUUCCAUGUGACCCAAAGUGUAAAAAAGUACUUUCAUUUGUGCUUGCCACAACCUUAGAGCUUUUAUUAUUCUUGAUGACUUCAUUGCCAUGUUGAUAUGUUCUAGAAAGUUUAAAAUUAAUACCUAUCUUACUGAACCAAAAAUGUUACAAAAAUUCAAUGAAUUAAAGAGUCAACCAUCUCAUCAACAGUCUCCUUAUUCUGCACGGAAUGCCAUGGGUAUGAAAAAACAUCCGCAAAAAAUGCAAUUUCAUUCAUAUUUCUGUAUGAUCUGUAAGUUAUAUAUUUUUCUUUAGGUUUGGGAACUUUUAAUGAAACGGCACAGAAAAUUAAAUCAUGAUGGGAAAUUGACGGAAUUGGAAGCUGCCCAUGGUAUAAUGAUUCCUCAGGGUCCGAGACUACCAUAAGAUCUAGCCAGGUGGCGGUUUCGGCAGACAAAAAUAUUGUGGUGGUUUGGAAGUCACCUUUAAGCCGUUGGUCUCCAGCAUUGCCUGAUAUCAGAGGAGAAAGCGAAUCAUUGACGAUAAAUGCUUUCAGUGUCAAUGAACUAAUUGAAAGAAUGGAUACAACGAGAUUGGCAGUAUCUGCGACAAGUUUUGUUGUCGGAGUGGUGGCAGCGCUGCUGGUGAGGGUAGGGCUGCGAGGAGGGUUUGUGAAGGCAUUGACUACAGGAAGCUCAUGGAGGGAUAUGAAAAUGGUAAUGGUGGUGCGCUCGGACCUGGCGAUUGGCAGAAACAAGGCUGCAGCUCAAUGUGCUCAUGCUGCCAUCAACUGUUACAAGAGAGCACUGACUGAUGCACCAAAAGAUCUGCGCCGUUGGGAGACCCAGGGCCAAACCAAGGUGGUGGUAAAGGUAUCCGGAGAGGCGGAGCUAAUUGAGGUGGCAGAGAA
Molecule: messenger RNA, 1218 nt
Organism: Homalodisca vitripennis (glassy-winged sharpshooter)
Lineage: Eukaryota; Metazoa; Arthropoda; Insecta; Hemiptera; Cicadellidae
Product: peptidyl-tRNA hydrolase 2, mitochondrial-like
Cellular component (GO): mitochondrion; cytosol
Molecular function (GO): peptidyl-tRNA hydrolase activity
Source: RefSeq, a predicted model, not a curated record